This is a messenger RNA of Colletotrichum spaethianum, 1458 nucleotides long. RefSeq names its product efflux pump vrtL. Gene Ontology annotation, molecular function: transmembrane transporter activity. Gene Ontology annotation, biological process: transmembrane transport. Bases 1 to 1458 code for a protein of 485 amino acids. The transcript has 6 exons. NCBI's taxonomy places the organism in Eukaryota, Fungi, Ascomycota, Sordariomycetes, Glomerellales, Glomerellaceae. The record is from RefSeq and is a predicted model, not a curated record.
AUGGUUCCGUCGGAGGAGAAAUGCGAGCACACUGCAGCACCCGAUGAUCAUGAGGACCUAGACUUGGUAACGUGGUCCGGACCCGACGACCCAACGAACCCAAAGAACUGGAAAAAGCACAAGAAAUGGACGGCCACUAUCUUGGUCUCAUGUUUCACGUUUAUAUCCCCGGUCUCUUCGACUAUGCUGGCCCCGGCCUUGGACACCCUGGCUGAUGACUUUGACGUCAAAUCUGACAUUGAGACGUACCUUCUCAUGUCCAUCUUUCUACUGGCGUAUGCUGUUGGGCCUUUUGUCCUUGCGCCUUUGUCAGAGAUGUAUGGUCGUGUUGUGGUGCUUCAGUCUGCCAACAUGUUUUACUUGGUCUUCAAUACCAUUUGCGGCUUCUCCACUUCUAAAGAACAAAUGCUUGCAUUCCGGUUUCUCAGUGGUCUUGGUGGAAGCGCCCCUCAAGCUCUUGGCGGUGGCGUCUUGAGUGAUUGUUGGCAAGCCGAAGAGAGAGGUACGGCAACGGCCAUAUACAGUUUGGCCCCCUUCCUUGGACCAGCUGUUGGGCCAAUUGCCGCUGGAUACUUGACGCAAUACCUGUCAUGGCGCUGGAUCUUCUGGACAGUUUCCAUUGCCGAUGCAGUCGUUCAGGUUAUCGCUUUCCUCUUCCUCUCCGAAACAUACGCGCCCAAGAUCCUGGCCGUCAAGGCCAAGAAACUGCGCAAGACGACUGGCAACAAAGACCUGCAUACGGAAUUUGACCAGCCAGACAGGAGCUUUGGCCAGACUCUGCGGAAGAACCUUGUCCGGCCUUUUAGGAUGCUCUUCACUCAGCCGGCAUUGCAGGUCACCGCGGUGUACAGGGCAUAUCUAUAUGGUCUGAUGUAUCUCGUCCUUGCUUCCUUCCCAUUUGUUUGGAGCGAGCAAUACGACCAAGGACCUGGCCCCGCUAGUUUAAACUACAUUUCACUGGGCGUUGGCUUCGUUAUUGGUCUACAAAUAUCCGGCCCCCUCAUCGACAUGGUCUAUCGAAGACUCAAAGCCAGAAAUCACGACACUGGCCUCCCCGAGUUUCGAAUUCCACUGAUGUUCCCCACCGCCAUCGUAACUCCCAUCGGCCUCCUCUUGUACGGCAUCGCGGCACACUUCAAGGUCCACUGGAUUGUACCAAAUAUUGGCGCAGCCAUUCUGGCUGCGGGUCUCAUUCUGUCCUUCCAGUGCGUACAGACGUAUGUCAUCGAUUCUUAUGAGCGGUACGCCGCCAGCGCGGCUGGCGCAGCGGCCUUCGUGCGCACAAUGGCUGGCUUCAGCUUUCCACUGUUCGCGCCAAGGUUGUACGAUGUCUUGGGUAUUGCAUGGGGCAACGUCUUACUCGCGGGUAUCGUCUUCUUCAAUGGCUUGGUUGUGCCGUUUGUCAUGUGGAGAUGGGGCGCUUGGCUCAGAAGCAAGAGCCCAUACUGCGCUGGCUAG